CAAUCUAUGUUAAAUAGUAAUUAUUGCUAAUAAAUCAUAAUAUUUUCAUUGUAUUCGAAAGUCAAAUAUAAAUGGUUAAAAUAUAUUAAUCUUUUGAAGCAUAUUAUUGGUAUUAACAUUAAUUUGUUCCAUAACUUACAAAAACCUUAUAUAAAUAAAGAUUUUGUAAUACUUUUUGGAAAGUGACAAGAAAAUGGAAGCGUUUUGAGGCUUGGUCUUUGUUAUUUCACAUUCUCGCAGACAUCAAAACGUUGAAUAAUUGUCACAGCAAAUCAGGAAUAAGUCCAGAACUUAUCAAAUUCAGCUUGAUCUUUGUUACUCAAGCUAUAUUAUAUAGUAUUUGUCGGUGUGAUCUAAACUCAAUACUUUGUUAGUGAGAUGGCCUUGUGCAUUUAUAUGUUGUUGCACGAAGUUAAAAACUACUUGAACUUCAUUAGAGGUAUGGGUAUUAAAGCAUGGAUUCCUGGAUCAUCAAAAAGCCUCCCUGAAAUGUCUGUAGCAGAUCAGUGUCGAUCCGGAGUACUCUGUUUAAAUUACAAAGGAUCAGACGUCUAUAUUCAGGGGAAUAAUAAUCGUGCAACAAACGACGAGAUGUCAACGGAAUUUGUCAGGAAUCUAGAUAACGGCAGUUCAAAAAACGACAAGUUGUUAGAUCGAUCCAAUGAUGAUCAUGAUAAUAUAACAGUAAAUAAUUACAAUCUGAAUGUAAUUAAUAUAAAAUUACCUGCUGCUGUAGAAAAAUUUAAACGUGAUGUCGGUAUUCAGUGUAAUGUUAGUGAUAUGGCAGAUGGUAAACUUGAAAUAUCUAAAUUUUCAACAAUUCAAAGUCGUUUUAAAAAAUCAGUCGAAACAGAAGUAGAUGAUAUUCAAAACAAAAUAUUCUUACCAGAAUUAACGGGUACGCAGUUUAAACGUGUCGUAAAAGAAAAACUUACAAAUGAAGUUAGAGUCGCUAAAUGGUAUGUUUCUUCAUUGCCUAAUUGUGUCCCUGUGAAAAACUCCAACUGUCAUCUCGAUAAAAAGGCAUUGAGAUUAGAUUACACGGGGAAAUUAUGGAAUGAACUGGAUUGCAAAAGUUCACCUGAAAUCAAAAAAUCUGGACUUAGUCCUGGUUUUGUGCAACAGUUAAUCAAACAAUUUGAUGUCCCUCAAAAUGCGGAACAGAAAUGUCUGAGACGCAGAUCGUUAUAGAAUUUAAUCAUACUUAUAUUAAGUUUAAUGAUAAUAGUUAAUUGUUACGGACUACUGUUCGUCUAAAGUAUGUAAAAAAAAAACAAAAUACAUUUUUUCUUUUCGUUUCUCUAUCACUGUUGUUUUUGUACUAUUAUUACUAUUAUUACGAGCUUUCGACCGGUUUGAUACGUCUGUAAUCCGGUCAUGCACACGAGUAAUGUCUUUAUACAUUAUAAGAAACGACCAAAAAUGGGAAGCAACGCUGUUCGUUUAUUUAUAUUCUACUGCACUACGUUACGCGUGUACAUAUCAAUUACGUAUACGAUUAUUGUUGUAUAUUAUUAUCAAAUCCGGUAUUCGCGACCGCCAUUACGCGAAAAAAUAAUUAGUCACGUAUUUUAGUUUAAAAUGUCAUAAAAUGUAAAUCGGCAGAUUUCAAUGUAAAUAUUGUGAAAUAAAUUUGUACUCAGU
Aphis gossypii (cotton aphid) is the source of this 1644-nucleotide messenger RNA. RefSeq lists its product as uncharacterized. NCBI's taxonomy places the organism in Eukaryota, Metazoa, Arthropoda, Insecta, Hemiptera, Aphididae. The record is from RefSeq and is a predicted model, not a curated record. The coding region runs from base 379 to 1191 and encodes 270 amino acids. The transcript is spliced from 7 exons.